Molecule: messenger RNA, 1276 nt
Organism: Amoebophrya sp. A25
Lineage: Eukaryota; Dinophyceae; Syndiniales; Amoebophryaceae
Source: the annotation of a GenBank genome assembly
CCAGAAUGGACUAAGGAAAAGAUAGAGGCUCAUCUGUCUCCCGUGAUUUGAUUUUCCUUCGAUUACAUUUUGUGGUCGAAUACGUCCUUUUUCGCAAGAUGCGUGCAAGUGCAGCAGCAGACGCAGUCUCCCGCGACGUGGACGACGACGACGACGAGUUAGAUUGGGGUCCUCUCAAACGCAUCACGCAUGAUAUCCAACAUGCCAACGCAACGAAUGUUCCAGUCCAAAAAGAAGUGCUUAAUGGUCAAUCGCGGAAUGGUGCCACUACUGACGUAGUCCCGCAAGUGUCGUGGCGAAAUGUGUAUUUGUUUCUCGAUGUAGACGGCGUCUUGCACCCUGACGACGCUAGCAAGGCGCCCAGCCGCGACUCAGUUCUACGUGUGCCGCAGUUGACGUGCUUUCGCGCCAUCGUUGAAGAAAUUUAUCGGCGGACAGGGACAAGGAAGAACUUUAAGUGCCGCAAUUGAGGGUUUAUUUGAUAGGUGGCCUUUGUGAGGUCGUGGCCCGUAUCCAUCAUGAAGAUACUCGGUUUCUUUUUGUUAUUUUUGCAAAUAUCACCCAGACGUGCACCUUCUCAGCUACUUAUUACUUCUACUAGUUUUUUGAUCUAUAGCUUUAAAACCUCCAUCGGUGCCACCGUGGGCAAAAUUUUCCUUGUGCUGAGCUCGACCUGGCGUGAACAUCCACCGCGAACGCAGAGACUAUUGCGAGAGCUUCGCAAGUGGGGAUUGCAGUUACUUGCCCAGGAAGAGGACUCGCAGAAUGAUGGAAGUGCGACGAGCUUCGUGAUUCCUGUCGUGGUAUCUAGCACACCAGUUUUGAGCGACUUUUUCGCAUCCAUAGAGCAGAGAAGAGAAAGGGAGAUACGAGCGUGGAUUCGGAAGUUUGCGACGGACUUUGAGGUACUAGAAAAUGAAAAUGAUCGUCCGGCGUUGGACGACCAGGAGAACAGCGUCUUCCUCGUAUUAGACGAUUUGGCUUUGACCGAAGCCGGUUUCGGACCACGACAAAACACUUUCCUGCACGUAGAUCGCACUACGGGACUUGUGACAGAAAAGGACGUUGCAAGAGCAGUGGAUUUGAUGGAAAAGCAAGUGCCAUUGGGUUUGGGCCCUGGCAGAGCUGGAACCAUUGAAAAACAGGACCUGAUGGGUGGAUAACAAUAAUGAAUAUAUAGUGAUUCCGAUUCGGUUUGCUUCAAGCCAAUUCGCGACUUUUUUGUCUGUCAUUGUGGUUCAUCAGAAACAAAUGACUUGCGGUGUGGCUUUGCGGU